This is a messenger RNA of Mya arenaria, 749 nucleotides long. RefSeq lists its product as uncharacterized. Bases 1 to 714 code for a protein of 237 amino acids. The record is from RefSeq and is a predicted model, not a curated record. Lineage: Eukaryota; Metazoa; Mollusca; Bivalvia; Myida; Myidae. Gene Ontology annotation, cellular component: perinuclear region of cytoplasm. The transcript has a single exon. Gene Ontology annotation, biological process: oogenesis; negative regulation of translation. Gene Ontology annotation, molecular function: zinc ion binding; mRNA binding.
AUGGCGUACAACAUGUUUGAGGAUUAUUUAGGGCUACAAGAGGUAGCACAUUGCCUCAAGAACUACCGCCAGUAUCGGUAUGGUACCCAUAACAUUGACAACCACCUGGAAUUGGAAAGCUUGAUGGAUUGUUUACCAGCCAGCUCGAGCAUUGACGAUCGCGAUGAAGACUUGCACCUAGGUCUGGGGAUUGGAUCGUUCUACAGCCAAUUCCCGCCGACAGCCUGGAAGAACGCCGACACGCUUGAUGUUGUUAGGUCGGACGCUCACAACGAUUUCCACCGUAACGGCGUGGAACUUGACAUAGACGAAGUGGACAAACUACAAUUGAAGAUCCGGUCAACGCCUUUCAGGUUAACGCCAUCGUAUCGCCCGGCACCGGCGACGGCUACCGACGAAAAUGUGGCGAAUCGUAAGCGCCGACCAGGCAAAGCACGGAAGGGCUCAAGGUCGACUGAAUGCGUGUUUUGUAAAAACAACGGAGAGCGCACGGACAUGUACACAUCACACAGCGUCAAGGACGAAAGUGGGCGGGUAUUGUGCCCAGUUUUAAGGAAAUACACGUGUCCCCUGUGCGGGGUCAAUGGCGACAACGCCCACACGUUGAGGUACUGCCCCAAGAAUAUGGAGACGGCCUGCAACACCCUGGAUCUCAUGCGGACGAGGAGGCUCAGCACUGGCAAGUUGAACCCGAGGGCAAUUCAGAAAGUUUGACUUGGAUCUAGGUGAAAUUUGUUUUUGAUAGUGCU